Molecule: messenger RNA, 1122 nt
Organism: Trypanosoma grayi
Lineage: Eukaryota; Euglenozoa; Kinetoplastea; Trypanosomatida; Trypanosomatidae
Exons: 1
Coding region: 1-1122 (373 amino acids)
Source: RefSeq, a predicted model, not a curated record
AUGUCCUUCACGGAGUUCCACAUGAGGCAGCGCGGUCAUGUGGUGUUCUCCAACGCAUUCAUUCCCAUUGGGGCCAGCGAGUUGGACGCACUCCCUGGGCACGCCCCACCACUGUACACAACACUGGAGAUCGGGAAGGACCUGGUGUACGGUAUGGCAUACCUGUACAACACGCCGCUCUUCACGGAGCACCAAUGGCGCUCGCGGGUGACCCACUACAAUAAAAUGAUCGCAUCCCGACCCGUUCAGCAGCAGCAGCAGGGGCGGGAGCAGGAGCAGGAGCAGGAACAAAGGCGACAGUCGCAGAGCGCAGUGGCUGAGGGAGCGAAUAUGAACACCGUGUCGAGAUCCGACGCGCAGGUGGAGGGGUUGUCAGGGCGCCAAAGGGAUAUAGUAGAAACCAUCUUUGACAAGCCUUAUCACGAUACCCUCAUCGGUAUCAAGGUCUUUGUGGACGACGAGCUUGUGCCGGAUCACUAUCCAACAUCCAGAAGUCUUCUCAACUGCACCGCCACCAUUGAUGCAAGCGAGGCGUUCAGCAACUGGGUGUGUGUUCCGAUUGUCCUCAUUGGGUUUCUGAAUAACUUUUUGCUCAGCAAUAUUGCCUUGUAUAGAGUUCUGUCCCUUAACUUCGCUGAAUACAUGUUGCGGCAGCCCAUUGCUUCACAUGGCACAGACAGUCUCGGACCAGAGGCUAAGAAAAACGGUGGUGAAGCGACAGAUUGUAGUGGUGAGAGUGAACAGGCGACGCGGACGUUCUGUGUCCGCAUCGAGGUGGUAUAUGGAUGCCGUUCCGAGAUGAACUUCUGUACGGAGUACAUUUCACGUGGAAGUUUGCAGCUCGUCAUGACAAAGCAGUCGAAGGCGGCGCUAAAGUCGUACGAAGAGAAGCUGCGCAAGUUGAUUCAACGCAGUGGCUUCUCGCGCGAGCGGGUUAUUCCUAUGGAUCGACUGACUCUGAUGUCACAGCAGCAGGGGUCGCGCCGGUGUCUCUUCUGCAAGUGCCCACUGGAGUUCACGUGUACCAUUUGUGGCGCGCAGCUGUGCGGCACGGCCAUGUGCGUCUGGCAGCCGUUCGCCGGUUAUCCGCAUGGCUGCUCCAUGCACAAGGCUCAGAUAUAA